GCAACCCCUAAACACAGGGCAGAUAGGGAGGGACUGACACACAAAGUUGCUGAGAGAUAACAAGAGUUGGUUUCAGGAUGCCUGCGUACUCCACCAACAUGAGGCUGAAGUUCCCCAUCCUGGCCUUGACUUUGGAGAUUAUCACCAUCAUCCUCUUUGCUCUGUUUGUGGUCUAUGAUGAUGGGAAGGAUCACCAUGAUGACCACCAUAAUAAUAAUGGCACUCAAAAAUCUCCUUUGGAUCUCUACCCUAUGUUUCAGGAUGUCCACGUCAUGAUCUUCAUCGGCUUUGGGUUCUUGAUGACGUUCCUCAAGAAAUAUGGGUUCAGUAGUGUGGGCAUCAACAUGCUGCUGGCUGCCUUCGGUCUCCAGUGGGGGCUCCUCAUGCAGGGACUCUGGCACAUGGAUAAUGGCAAGAUUAAAAUGAGCAUCUUCAAAAUGAUCAAUGCAGACUUCAGCACAGCUACAGUCCUGAUCUCGUUCGGUGCUGUUCUGGGUAAAACCAGCCCUGUGCAGCUCCUCAUCAUGACCAUCUUGGAGAUCACCAUCUUCUCCAUCAAUGAGCAUCUGGUGGUUGAAAUUCUGAAAGCUAAUGAUGUUGGAGCAUCAAUGAUAAUACACGCUUUUGGAGCUUACUUUGGCUUGGCGGUGGCUCGGGUUCUUUAUAGACCUACAUUGAGAAACCGACAUGAGAAUGAUGGAUCUGUUUAUCAUUCCGAUAUGUUUGCAAUGAUUGGAACCGUUUUCCUGUGGAUGUUCUGGCCCAGCUUCAACUCAGCCAUCGCUGACCCAGGUUACACUCAGCUUACUGCAGUGAUCAACACCUAUGUCUCUCUGGCUGCCUGUGUGCUCUCUGCUUACGCUGUCUCCAGCCUGGUAGAGCACAAAGGAAAACUGGACAUGGUGCACAUACAGAAUGCCACUCUGGCUGGUGGCGUUGCAGUGGGAACUUGUGCCGACAUGCAGAUCCAGCCAUUUGGUGCUAUGCUGAUUGGUUUAGUGGCCGGUAUCAUUUCCACUCUGGGCUUCAAACAUCUCUCUCCGAUCCUGUCAUCCAACCUGGGUAUCCAGGACACCUGUGGAGUCCACAACUUGCACGGGAUGCCUGGCAUCCUUGGAGGACUAGCUGGCAUUGUUGCUGUGGCUUUGGGGAAGGCGGAAAAAGGCUCUGCAGCCAUGCAAGCUGCUGCCCUGGCUUCGUCCCUCGGGUUCGCUCUGAUUGGAGGUGCUAUAACUGGGCUUAUAAUGAAGCUGCCUUUCUGGGGACAGCCUCCAGACCAGAACUGCUUCGAUGACUCUCUUUACUGGGAGGUUCCUGAUGAGGAGGAGGAGAACGAAGGAUGUCUGGCUGCUGCAGAAAACUCAAAGAACAAAGCAGAAGCUUGAAUGUCGGCAUAUUGUCCCUUUAGAUGAAAAGGAAGAAACAGAGGGUUUUCUUUUACAAGUUUUAAUGGUCAGACAUAUUAUUAUGAUCUGAGAAUCUAAAUUUAACACCACUUUAAUGUUAUUUUUACAUGUUCUGUGUACAAAGAUAUCUACUUCCUUUAAAAAUAUUAACAAGAAACGACAUACUUGGCAGAUUUCAAAUCAAAAAUGAAUCAUUUUAUUCAAACAAGCAGAAAUACUGGUUCAUCCAAAUUAUAGGGAAGCUAGAAAUUACAAUUUACAGGUUUUCACGAAGUAUUUCAUAACUAUUAAAGCAAUCAAAGCAGGUGACUUCUUUCCUUCCCUGCUGCAAUGUAGCUACUCUUUUAAGCUUAUGUUAAAAUAUUUUUUGUAUUUCAAGGAUACUACAUGUAUUUUUCUUGACAUAUGCAUGUCUGCAUAAACCUUUGGAUGAAAAGAGGAGGUCUUUUCUCUGCUGCUUCACAUGACCUCACUGGAGCCCGGUCCUUGUGUGAGGAGUUAGAGUCCAACAGCUCUGACUCGGGCUGGGAUGGUCCCUUCGCCUUAUAACUAAUGAGCCUUUAUAUGUCUUAUCUUCAAUCACUUUCCAAGCAUUUGCUGUUUUUCUGAGGACUAUUGUACCAUUUGUUAAUGAAAUGCAUGUUACAGGCAUGAGCUGGGUUUCAUUUUUUCAGUUUUUUCCCCCGUAUUUUUACAUGUACAUACAGUUUGUAUAUGGAGCGACAUGGUCAGUUUUAUCAAAGCUAACAAUGGCAACUGGUACUGAGAAUUAGAAUUUUAUUUUCAUCUUAUUUUACUCAUCUUGUCUGUUCUCUAUUAACAGGUUGCUGUAAGGUUCUGUCUAAAUCUUUAAGAAAACUAAAAAUGCAACAAGCCUCGUGUUUUUUUUCACAGUAUAAAAGCUUCUCCUUUUGUUUGAAGUGCUUUUUAUUUGUACUUCAAAAUGUUACACUGAAGGCUUGAUAAAACUGACUACGAAGAGGAUUUAUCAAACAUUUGCAACGUUGUUUAAUUGUCUGUCAUGCCUUAAGCCACUGAUAUUACAAUAUAUGUUGCUUCUGAUUUCUAUACAUUGGGCAUUUGCUCCUACUUGUACAAUAUACUAAUGCAGUCAUAUAAAAAAACAUUUCUACAAUAA
Girardinichthys multiradiatus is the source of this 2544-nucleotide messenger RNA. It is a transcript of the gene rhag, whose product is annotated as Rh associated glycoprotein. The coding region runs from base 78 to 1385 and encodes 435 amino acids. NCBI's taxonomy places the organism in Eukaryota, Metazoa, Chordata, Actinopteri, Cyprinodontiformes, Goodeidae. Gene Ontology annotation, cellular component: plasma membrane. Gene Ontology annotation, molecular function: ammonium channel activity. The record is from RefSeq and is a predicted model, not a curated record. Gene Ontology annotation, biological process: ammonium transmembrane transport; ammonium homeostasis. The transcript has 10 exons.